AUGGAGUAAUAGAAAAAAUAUAUUUACAAGAUAGAAGAUUUCUUAAAAUCUUCUUUAUCAUCUAAUACUAAUCUCGAGAUUAAACUAAACUCCAAUUAAAUAAGUGAUUCUGGCGCUUUGGGUUUAUGCUGCGUUUUAGCAGAUUUGACUAAUAUUUAAAAUUUAUCAUUUGACCUAAGCUUUAAUUAAAUUGGUUUAAAAGGUGCAUCAGGAUUAGGAUUUGCUUUAGCAAAUUGUGCUAAUCUCUAUAAUUUGAAACUUGAUUUAAGUAAUAAUCUCAUCGGUUAAUAAGGCAUUGCAGGUGUUUGUUUCUUUUUAAGUAAAUGCAUUAAACUUUCAAAUUUGACUUUAAAUCUAAAAAAGAAUAAGAUUUUGGCUUAAGGUGCCACAUACUUAGGCUCUAAUCUAGCUUUAUGCAAUAAUAUCUAAAAUAUAAUUCUUGAUCUCAACCAUAAUGAAUUAGGAGAUGAUGGUGUUUCAGGUUUAGGAUUAGCUUUAGCAAACAAAGGAUCUAUUUUAAAUGUGAAUUUCGACCUUAGCUUUAAUUUAAUUGGAGUUAAUGGAGUACAAAGCUUAGGCAAUGCUUUAACAAAAUGUUAUAAUAUUUAAAAUUUGACUCUUGAACUGAGCUACAAUUAAAUUUCAGAUGAAGGUUCAAAAACCCUUGCUUCUAUGAUAGCUAAAUGCUCUAACCUCUAAAUUUUGAAACUAUAUAUGAGAAAUAACUAAGUUAGCAGAUAGGGUGCCCAAGAAAUAGGUUCUUAAUUAUCAAAGUGCACUAAUCUGAAAAUUUUGACACUUAAUCUAUUUGAUAACAAUGUUGAUUCUUAAGGUGCAUUAAAUUUAUGUAUUGCUUUAGCUAACUUAAAAAAACUCUACAUUUUGGCAUUCAAUCUUUAGUAAAAAUUAACUUUAUUGAUAACAAAAAUAUUUUUCCAGGUGAUAAAAAAUAAAUAAAAAACUAAAAAAAAGAAAUAAAAUAAAAAAAGAAAUGAAAAAUAUUUUUUUUACUCUAUCAUUUUAUAUCGUAUAAAUUAAAAUAUUUUUAUUACUAACUAAAAGGAAAAAUUAAAUCACCGAAUAAUCUAAAUCCAAAUUAAGAAGGAAUUUUAUUAAGAUGAAUAGUUUGAUAGUCAAAAAUAUCAAUUUAUGAUUAAAAAUUUUGUCUGUAUGUUUUAUUGA
Messenger RNA from Tetrahymena thermophila SB210, 1182 nucleotides. RefSeq lists its product as hypothetical. Lineage: Eukaryota; Ciliophora; Oligohymenophorea; Hymenostomatida; Tetrahymenidae. Gene Ontology annotation, cellular component: cytosol; perinuclear region of cytoplasm; nucleus. Gene Ontology annotation, biological process: activation of GTPase activity; nucleocytoplasmic transport. Gene Ontology annotation, molecular function: GTPase activator activity; small GTPase binding. The record is from RefSeq and is a predicted model, not a curated record. The transcript is spliced from 11 exons.